CUAUGACCGGCUCACCUUCCUGCUGCCCCCCCUGAACCCCCAGACCCAAAUGGCCCAGCCGCUGGAAGACGAACCAUCGCUGCGACAAGACUCCAUCGCGGGGCCCUUUGCCCACGGGGCCACCACUGAAGGGGCCCCGCAGCCUGCAUCCUUCUGCCUUCCAGAGACGGAAGUGGGAUCUGUCCAAUCCCCGGGAGCCGGGGAUCUUUUCCCGGUGGGUCACCCGGCCUCCCCUGCCGAAUCCAGUGGCUGCGCCCCGAUCCCCGACCUCAAAAUUUGCAACUGGAAGAAGUACCGCUUCAUCGUCCUCAAUUCCACGACGCACCAGGCGGAGGACAGCUCAUUGGGCGAGGUGGGACAGUCCAGCCGCUCUGCAGAAGGAAGCCCCACCCCCAGGAGGCCUCUGACUGACCGCCGGUGCUCCAUUUGCAACCCAGCACCCACAACACUGUCUUCUAAGCCCCCCAAGGAGCUUCCUGCACAAAGACGAGACGGCUGCAGUUCCGACAGUAAAUCCUCCAGCUGCCAGGCCUGUGAUCUGCAAUAUCUCCAAGAAGAGGAUGAAGAAGAGGGAGGCAGCCCACCCGCCGGCCAGGGGGCAGAGGAGAAACCCUACAAAUGCCAUUUCUGCCGCUCUGCCUUCCGUUGCAAGGGGAACCUGGCAAGCCACCAAUCCUUGCACGCAGGGGAGAAGCCCUACCAUUGCGCCAUCUGUGGGGCCCAGUUUAACCGGCCGGCUAAUCUCAAGACGCACUUGCGCAUUCACUCCGGAGAGAAACCCUACAAGUGUGAGAUGUGUGAGGCUCGUUUUGUACAGGUGGCGCAUCUCCGAGCCCACGUCUUGAUCCACACGGGAGAGAAGCCUUACCCCUGUGGCACCUGUGGCACCCGCUUCCGACACCUGCAGACCCUGAAAAGCCACCUCCGCAUCCACACCGGGGAGAAGCCUUACCAUUGCGAGCAGUGCCAUGUGCGCUUCCGCCACAAGAGCCAGCUGCGUCUGCACCUGCGGCAGAAACACGGCGCCGUCACCAACACCAAGAUCCGCUACCAGGUGCUGGAUGGCCCAUAUGCCACCAUCUGCUGAAGGCCGGGAAUCCUUAUCGUCCCAAACCACGAUUGCUGGUUUCUGGGCCAGGAAGGGAUCCGACACUUCGCGUUUCGCGGAUGGAGAAAAAUUUCCAUCCUUUUUUGCACAUUCCACCUUUUGCGGUGCAGGCAGUCCUCGACUUACAACGGUUCCGUUUAAUGACCGUCCUGAGUUACAGCAGCACUAAACGUGAUCAAAAUUCAGACGCUUGGCCACCGACUCCUAUUUAUGACAUUUUCAGCGUCCCGGGGUCCCUGCCAUUCUCCUUUUUGGCGACCUUCUGACCAGUCAAGGCAAUUGUGAGAUCUGGAUUCGCUUAAUGACCGGCUGAUUUGCUUAACAGCUGCAAUUAUUUGCUUAACCAACCACUGUGAGGAAGAAGGAGGUUACAAAACUGGGCGCGAUUCACUUA
Notechis scutatus (mainland tiger snake) is the source of this 1502-nucleotide messenger RNA. Lineage: Eukaryota; Metazoa; Chordata; Lepidosauria; Squamata; Elapidae. The record is from RefSeq and is a predicted model, not a curated record.